Molecule: messenger RNA, 989 nt
Organism: Gavia stellata (red-throated loon)
Lineage: Eukaryota; Metazoa; Chordata; Aves; Gaviiformes; Gaviidae
Gene: GFUS
Product: GDP-L-fucose synthase
Exons: 10
Coding region: 188-940 (250 amino acids)
Biological process (GO): nucleotide-sugar biosynthetic process
Molecular function (GO): GDP-L-fucose synthase activity
Source: RefSeq, a predicted model, not a curated record
CAUCCUGGUGACGGGUGGCAGCGGCUUGGUGGGGAGAGCCAUCGAGAAGGUGGUGGCUGAUGGAGAGGGGCGGCCGGAUGAGGAGUGGAUUUUCGUGUCCUCCAGAGACGCCGACUUGACGAAUGCCACGGAGACCAAAGCCCUCUUUGAGCAGCACAAGCCCACCCACGUCAUCCACCUGGCUGCCAUGGUCGGGGGCCUCUUCAAAAACAUCCGCUACAACCUGGAUUUUUGGAGGAGAAACAUCCACAUCAACGACAACGUCCUGCACUCGGCCUACGAGACGGGGGUGCAGAAGGUGGUCUCCUGCCUCUCCACCUGCAUCUUCCCGGACAAGACGACGUACCCCAUCGAUGAGAGCAUGAUUCACAACGGGCCACCUCACAGCUCCAACUUCGGCUACUCCUACGCCAAGAGGAUGAUCGAUAUCCAGAAUAGGGGCUACUUCGAGCAGCACGGCUGCCGCUUCACCGCCGUCAUCCCCACCAACGUCUUCGGGCCGCACGACAACUUCAACAUCGAGGACGGCCACGUCUUGCCGGGGCUCAUCCAUAAGGUCUACCUGGCCAAAGAGACCAGCUCAGCUCUGACCGUCUGGGGCACGGGCAAGCCCAGGAGACAGUUCAUCUACUCCCUGGACUUGGCCCGGCUCUUCCUUUGGGUCCUGCGGGAAUACGAUGAGGUGGAACCCAUCAUUUUGUCAGUGGGAGAAGAAGAUGAAGUCUCCAUCAGGGAGGCAGCAGAGGCGAUUGUGGAGGCCAUGGACUUCAGGGGAGAGCUUGUUUUCGACACCACGAAGGCGGACGGGCAGUUCAAGAAGACGGCCAGCAACGCCAAGCUACGGCGCUACCUGCCCGGCUUCCAGUUCACACCCUUCAGGCAAGCCGUGAAGGAGACCUGUGCCUGGUUCAGCGCCAACUACGCCAACGCCAGGAAGUGACAGGCCAAUGCGGCACCGGGACCGGCAUCACCCGGCACCAUCCUCUUCA